Molecule: messenger RNA, 4422 nt
Organism: Porites lobata
Lineage: Eukaryota; Metazoa; Cnidaria; Anthozoa; Scleractinia; Poritidae
Source: the annotation of a GenBank genome assembly
AUGGAUGAUUCAGAGAACCAAACGUCUAGGGAAAAAGCACAAUUAUGUUAUGGAAUAGUUGGGAAUAUUCCGAAAGAAUUUCACUCGGCUGACUUGAGGGCGAUGUUUACGGACUUCAUCAACGACGAAACUUGGGGAUUUAGAUGUUUUCAUUUUCGACAUCGACCUGAAAUUAGACAAGAUGUGACUUUGAAUGAUGGUGACGGAGAAGUUCAAACGUCAAAUACUACAUGUUGUGUUGUGUUAGUGCUGAAUGAAAAAUUAGAGGAGUUGAUAAAGCGUUAUCGUGGCAAAAACUGGGUUGACCGAAAUGGCAAAUACUUUCCAUCCAAAGCAGUUAUAUCAAAGAUAAGCAUCAAAACAGGACAAGGUUUGUAAUUCCUACGUUGUAUUUAAUUACGCUUUUUAUACUACUACAUGAGAAAUUUCGGCAAUUUGAUUGGCUUAGAGCAGUGGUAUUUCAGCUUAAUUUGAAACACCCUAAAUGUGAAAAUUAAAAACCUUUGCAGGUAGUAGUAUAAACAAAUAAUAGCAUGCUUUGUACGUGAUAUUUGGCAUAAAUACCACUCGUGAUAUUUCAAAAUUGUCUCAAAUUUCUCUCGCCUAACGGCUCGGGAAAUUACAUAUAGCAAUUUCGAAAUAUUACUCGUGGUAUUUAUGCCAAAUAUCACUACAAAUCAUGCUAUUACCUAUACAAAUUUGCAAGAUACACUAAAUUUGAGAUUUCGUAUUUUAAGAAAAAAAUUAAAACAGAUCAUAGAAUAAGAGUUUUCUUCUCGUAAAUUCAAACUGCCUGUAUAAAUUGCAGAUAAAAGACUUCUUAUCCUAUGAUUUGUUUUAAAUUUACUCAAAAUAAGAAAAGUUUUUCUUAAAUUGAGAGAUUCGGAGCAGUCUCGAAUUUAGAGUUGUAAAAAUUCUCCAGGUUUAAAUCAUAUAAAUUAGUGUGAGUGUUGUUGCAAUUGAAGACUAACCUAAAGCCCCUCUAUGGGUACCUACAGAUAUUGUUUUGUUGUGCGUUUAUCAUCAAAACAUCAGUUUUUCAAAGAAAUCGUUGCAUAUCAAGAUAAGGUUUUUAAGCAGCUGUGAGGAACUACCACGACAACAACGAAAUGAAGAAACAGAAAAGGGACAGGUUUAGCAAAAUCUCAGAAUGUGCAUCACAUUUUUUGGUAUAUUUGUCUGCUGUCACUGCAUGACCAAUGUUGUCUAAUUUGGUUGAAUGGCAAUGUGAUCAUCCCUUCAAUUCUGAGAUGGUUGUGUCAUCAAUUGAGUUAGCGAUUGUCGCGGCUUUGAUUUCAUCAGAAAUACCCAUACAGAGUCUCAACCUUAAUAAGAGCAACUACAUUUCCUAGUCUAAGUGACCACCUAUGCAAAAUAACAAAAAUUAGUUUUUCCACUCAAAGCAAUUUAUUGGGACCUCUCAUGACCACCCCCCAUAAUAACAGACACCAACUUUGUGCCCUGAUUAAUGGACGUCUAAGAAUCUUUUGAUAACUUUGGAACAUCGCUUAAGAUUUUUUGAGAUUUUCCAGUCUUUGUCGAGGAGGAUCUGAUGACUUUUGAACACCAUGGGAGAUGUUCCAACGACCUCUGAGGGUUACAGAAUAAUAAACAGCAAAACACUGAUUAUUUUCCCAUUAACGCAUCAGUGAACAAGUAGAGAGAUUUAUGAGUGAGGUGUGAGACAUUGUCCUGUAUGUGAGAAAUCAAUGUUUUUGAUGUGUAGAUGUGAGUUUUGUACAUAAUGCUUAAGAGUUGUCUGGUGGAAAGUUGAAUUGAAACACAUAGAAGAGAGCGUUAUCAUAUCAGGACAGGGUAGAGAUCAUUAUGCUCCUGUAGAGUUACAAAGAAGAAAACAAAAAACAGCAAGAUUUAUGCGUACCAGCUAGAAACCAUCCCAAAUGUAUAAUACACAAUUGUCUUGGUUUGCACAUCAUUGAAGAUAUCUAGAAUGUAAUAAAUUGAUCCAUCCUGCUGAUUGCCUCCUUUUGAUUGGAUGUCGUUAAACAAAUGGUUAAACAAUAACCAAUGAAAAGUAGACUAGGUGAGUAUUUUUAAUCGAUUAUUGUUUAUCAACAUCCAAUUAAAAAGAGACAAUCAGCAGGAUGGUUGAUUUAUAUACAUGUGUAGCGAUAUAUCACUAUAGAUGAAGCAAAUGGUAAAUCCUGUGCAUUUACUAUAAAACAACAAUCGGUUACAGAAACAGAUUGUGUGGGUGCCCUGUGGUAUCAUUUACACAUUCCUAUCACUGAUAUAACUAAGUGCCAUUUUAUAGAGAGAACUUGGUCGCCAUUAUCCGGCCAUCUUGACCUCAUGCUUAAUGCAUGCUCACUACAUGUAUCUUUCUUAUUGCAGACACCAGUGAGGACAUUCUGUAUAAAACAAAACAGGAAAAAAGAGUGCAUUCCUUCACAAGGACAAACUUAGAAUUUUCAAAGCAUGACCUUAAGGAACUACCAGAGCUUCAUCCACCUCCUUUGAUGCCUAAUGGGAAUGUUGGAACACCUUUGUUGGUAUUUAAGGAGUUAAUAAGAGCUUGCAAGCUACCACCUUGUGUAAUUAAAAAACUGAAUUUGAAUGUUUCUAUUGCUAAAUCUAAAAAGAAAUACAGCAAUGUUCCUUUUGAUUACAAGUCUUUGGAGAAGGGAAGUUCUAGUUCUGUUAGUGAAAAAGGAAAAGUAAAUGGAUUGAAGAAAAACAAAGCAUCAACAUCAAAUGUGGAUGCCACAGGAAGUAGAAGCUCUGAUCAAGGUAACAAUAGCUGUAAUUCUGAAACUGAAGAGAAUGAACAUACUGCUGAAACUGACCAAGAUUUUAAUCGCAAAAGAUCAAUUGAUGAUGAUGAUAAUGAUGAUGAUGAAAGUAAUGUUGAGCAUAAUGAUGAUGAUGAUCUGCCAGAAGAGUGGGACAGACAUGAAUCAUUGCACAAUGAUGUCACGAGUCAAGAUCGAACAAAAGAGAGGCUUUUUGAAGAAGAAAUUGAGCUCAAGUGGGAGAAGGGAGGCAGUGGUCUUGUGUUUUACACCGAUGCAGCUUUCUGGAAGCAACAGGAGGAAGCAGACUUUGAUGAAGAAACUGCUGAUGAUUGGGAUGUAGACAUGGAAAUAUAUGAAAACCCAGGUGGGUAUAUGCACUAACAAGUCAAAAAAUGUAUCAUUCUUGCAACUACAAUUAAUUUCAUUCUGUUGAUAUAAUAAAGUUUUUGGAGAGGGAUGUAUUUUUCUCAUUAUUUUGAUUCCAGCACAAUUCCAUUCACUUCUGUAAAUAAUAAAAAUAUGAUAACAUAAUUUUUUGUAAAAAGGAGCUUGUACUGAAGAAGGGAAACAGGCAAUGCUGCCAAUACAUUUCUUAGUAGUAGUGCCAGCUAUUAACCUCGGAACAAUUUUGUUUGAUGGGGGAAUGUUGCAUUAAGACAUGAGUCACUCCAACUUUUUUCCAGUUAUCCCUUAUUUGACAGAAGAAAACAAAUUUGAUUACGAAAAAAAGCUCACAGCUAACCAGCCCUCCGUUGUGGUUUUUAUAAGUUGUGCUUCACAGUUCAGGUAAAAAUAUUUUCUCUACACACAGAUGGUGGUGACAAAGACUCACGCGAUCUUCUAAGGAUGAGAUUAGAAGGGCAGUGGAAGAAAGGCAAUGACAUAACACUCAAUAAAAUUGGUGGAUUUGAGAAAUAUACCCGUGGGUUUGGUGGCCGGUUGAUGAGAAAACUAGGCUGGAAGGAAGGUGGAAGCCUUGGUUCUUCUCAGGUGGGAGUAACAGAGCCUGUUGUUGCAGAUGGACAAUUGCCGAAAUGUAAAAGAGGCCUUGGGUAUUAUGGUGAAAAGCUAGAACGACAUGUGAAGCGACCAAAGGCUGAAAGGAAUGUAAUAAUAUCAACUAUUUAUGAUGAACCAGACAGGGAGGAAGUGAAUCUGUUUGAGUCCUGGGGACCUGAUAAACUGAAGUAUGUCAGCAAUGUGGAUUUCAUACGUGGGAAAACUUGCCCAGCAGAAGAUGACAAAAUGUGACCACUUCUGGCCUUCUCCCAUUGUUCUCAAAAGAGAGAGGUGACAAUUAGUUUUUGCCUCAAAAAUUCCAAACUGAUCAUGUGAACUGUCCAGAAUAUGAUCAAGGGUACUGAUUGGUUACGUUUGGUAUACUGUAUAUUAUUACUAUAUUCUUUUUAACCCAUUAUGAAAACUAAAACUUUGGAAUUAUCGUUUGUAUAUUACGGGGGCCAAAGGUUGCAGUCAGAGUCAGUUGUUUUCCAAGACUUACUCAAUUUUGCUGUUGUAAUAUAUUAAAAGCGUAACACUUCUUUAGUAAUCAACAAGAAAAAAUGAAACUCAAACAAAGCGGCAUCUGACAACCAGACAGGACGAAAGUGGGUGUGAGCUUCACACCUAACUGAAUAAACCAUAGCGGUUAAGAAGAACAUGGCAA